Molecule: messenger RNA, 1767 nt
Organism: Cyprinus carpio (common carp)
Lineage: Eukaryota; Metazoa; Chordata; Actinopteri; Cypriniformes; Cyprinidae
Product: serine/threonine-protein kinase SBK2-like
Biological process (GO): peptidyl-threonine phosphorylation; peptidyl-serine phosphorylation
Molecular function (GO): protein serine/threonine kinase activity; ATP binding
Source: RefSeq, a predicted model, not a curated record
AACAGAGCUGCUGACUGGAGCUGCUGUUCUGCACAGUAGGAUUUUACUAAGUAUGAAAGUGAUAGUGCUAGAAGGAAGAAGGGAGAUCAAGAGAGAGAGGGGAGGAUUAGGAAAGAGACUGCAGGGAACAGCAAGAACUCAAUGAAGUGUUGCAGAUAGCUUGACUGACAGGUGGAACACAUUGGGACACUUUACUGACAUACAAGAGAAAAGAGAGCGAGUGAAAUGUCUGGGAAGGGGCAGCAUAUCUCACUCUUGUAGUACAUGGCUAUUUGGGAUGGAAACAAGCAGAGGAAUUUUGGAGGGAAAAGGGAGAGCGAGGGAGAGAGAGAGCAGAGGAAGGUGGUAGGCAUGAGUGAGGGCCGUCAGACUCAUUGAGGAUCAAGAGAGAAGAGAGCACCGAUAUAAAAAUACUCAGUAGCAACUGGCACUCACACUUGCACCGUGACAUCUGAUUAACUGCUUGUCGAUCUCAGCUGUAUGUUGAUAACGAGCAACAGACAGUUUGACUCAGAUCUCAGUCCUGUGCAGAUGGGAAAGAGACAGUGAGAGAGAAACUGAGUGUUUCCAAGACUUCCUGAAAGACCUGCAGCGUUGGACAAUGACUACUGCAUCUAGAGAACUGGAUGAGCUGUGCUACCUCACGGCUCAGUCCAUGACAUCACUGGUGACAUCAGAGCACUUCAAACUCCUCAAAAAGCUCGGUGAGGGGUCUUACGGCAAAGUGAUGCUGGCGGUGCAUCAGAAGAGAGGAACCCCAAUGGCUCUGAAGUUCUUCCCCCGUCACUCCACAACUCUCCAAGCUUUCCUGCGUGAAUAUAAUCUCUCCGUCUCCUAUUGCACACACCCUUCUCUAACGCGGGCUCUAGGCAUCUUCUACUCCACACCUUCUCACUAUGUCUUUGCCCAGGAGGCUGGUCUCUAUGGUGACCUGUAUGAUGUCAUCGUGUCAGAGGAGGGGGUGAGUGAGGAGUGUUCCCAGCGUGUGAUGUCUCAGUUGAGUGGUGCUGUGUCUCAUCUCCAUUCUCUUGGCUUUGUGCACCGUGACAUUAAGCCGGAGAACAUCUUCUUGUGUGACCGUGCUUGUCGCUGGGUCAAACUGGGUGACUUUGGCCUGGCGCGAGCACAGGGGACCAAGGUUCGUGCUGUGUGGUACAAUUCCCCUUUCUGUGUGCCUGAGGUGGAGUGCGCCAAGAGAGUCAGUGAUACAGAGGAGGAAACAGAGGACAUCUGGAUAUCCGUGGAGCCUAGUUUGGAUACUUGGGCUUUGGGGAUCCUUAUAUACUGCCUGCUGACAAGCUGCUUCCCCUGGGAGGAGACCACUUCUGAUGACCCUUCCUACUGCAAAUACAGAGACUGGUUCAACCGAAUCAAACAGAAAGAGGAGACACAAGACACUGUGAGAGAGGAGAACGAGGCUAAAAUUGAUGUGGCCCCACAGUUUGACUCUUUAAGCUCAUUCGUUCUCACCUUGCUGAGAAAGCUGCUGAAUCCACUGCCCUGGCUCCGCCCUGGGCCUGAUGAGAUCCUGUCUUACCUCGGGGGACCUUGGUUACUGAAGACAGAGAAAGAGGAGAUGAGGAGAGAGAAGGAGGCACAAGUGGAGGCCAAGAAGAUGCAUGAGAGAGGAGGGGUGGAAGGGGAAAAAUAUAUAUUGGGAAGCAGGGAGAGAUAAAGUUUGUGCUCGACGGCAAAAUUAUAUACAGCUGUACUUUAUUUCCAAGAUUUAUAUAGUGUUUAUAUUUCGGAAUAUUAAUGUUUUUUUUU